CCCUCCGCGCCCCGCCUCUCCGCCGUCCCGCCCCGUGCCCUCCGACGGCCGCCACACUCGGACACCGAACGCCAGCCAUGGACCUGGGGCUCGCGGGCCGCCGUGCGCUCGUCACCGGGGCGGGCAAAGGCAUCGGGCGCGGCACUGUCAAGGCGCUGCACGCGGCGGGGGUGCAGGUGGUGGCCUUGAGCCGGACCCGGGCCGACCUGGACAGCCUGGUCCUCGAGUGUCCUGGGGUGGAGCCCGUGUGUGUGGACCUGGGUGACUGGGACGCCACGGAGCGGGCACUGGGCAGUGUGGGCCCCGUGGACCUCCUGGUGAACAACGCCGCCGUGGCGCUGCUGCAGCCCUUCCUGGAGGUCACCAAGGAGGCGUGUGACACAUCCUUCGAUGUGAACCUGCGGGCUGUCAUCCAGGUGUCUCAGAUUGUGGCGAGGGGCCUGAUAGCUAGGGGGGCCCCGGGGGCCAUCGUGAAUAUCUCCAGCCAGGCCUCACAGCGUGCAAUAACCAACCACAGCGUCUACUGUUCUACCAAGGGUGCCAUGGACAUGCUGACCAGGGUGAUGGCUCUGGAGCUUGGGCCACACAAGAUCCGCGUGAAUGCGGUGAACCCCACAGUGGUGAUGACCCCCAUGGCCCAGGCCAACUGGAGCGACCCCCAGAAGGCCAAGGCCAUGCUGGAUCGAAUCCCACUUGGCAGGUUUGCUGAGGUGGAGAACGUGGUGGACAUCAUCCUUUUCCUUCUGAGUGACCGGAGCAGCAUGACCACGGGUUCCACCGUGCCGGUGGACGGAGGCUUCCUGGCCACCUGAGUCUCCUCUGCCUAACGUAACCCCUGCUUCGUGCUGAGCCCACCCCUGUCCCCGUCUCUCCAAUAAACAUGAUUCUUCUGCCUGGUUUGCACACUGACUGCUAGGCCACUGGCAAGGGGUCGGGAGGUGCAGGACCCAGUGCUGAGGGGUGGGAAUGAGUCCCAGGUAGGCAGCCACCCGUUCACCUCACAGCCCAGGCCAGGUGGCAGCCUGGCUCCCGUGCCUGAGAUUUUUCAGACCUGGCCAAGUUCCUGGCAGGGCCUGGGAGGCGAGGCCAUCCAGGAGGCCAGCUCCUAAGCACGGCGGUGAAUUUGACCAAGGAUGGCCUUUGGCUCCGUCCAGAGGCUUGUGGGCUGGAAGCAGCGGCGUUCUGACAACCAGCUCCGUGGGUGUAACCGCACGGAGACACCGGUUGGUGCUUCUCGGCAUUAAUGAACGAGUCAGAAGUGGAACAAGGAAGACGGAUGUUGGAACUUCGCUAAUUUGCCAGUGACCUGAUCGACCUCUUUGCCAAAUCAGGUGACAGCUUUCAAAAACUGGAAGGACAUCGUCCCACUCUUGUGGCUCACAAAGGACUCCCCACGUGAGAGCUGGCCCAUGUGUCACCCGCGUGUCUUCCUGCCUUAGGCCUGAACGAUUCGGUCCGCCAGGCCCUGCUCGAACUUGCCGGUCUCCACAGGGUAGGGACACCCCCCCCCCCCAAUCUGAUGUCACUGAGGGCAGGGCUGGGCACAGGUGUGUGGGGACAGGUGCAGUGUCCCACCUUCAUGUGGCAUCCGCACCACACAGAUGCCACGGGCACAAGUAACCCCACACACCUAGACGAUAGCAUUGUGUACAAAAACGGGUGUUUGGAGUAUUUGCUCAUUUUCGGAUAUGACUCAUUGUAAGUGUAUAUGAUUAUUAAUGAAGGCAGUUUAGCAACUGGC
Messenger RNA from Herpailurus yagouaroundi (jaguarundi), 1741 nucleotides. It is a transcript of the gene DCXR, whose product is annotated as dicarbonyl and L-xylulose reductase. The record is from RefSeq and is a predicted model, not a curated record. Bases 78 to 812 code for a protein of 244 amino acids. Gene Ontology annotation, biological process: glucose metabolic process; xylulose metabolic process. Gene Ontology annotation, molecular function: carbonyl reductase (NADPH) activity; L-xylulose reductase (NADPH) activity. The transcript is spliced from 8 exons. NCBI's taxonomy places the organism in Eukaryota, Metazoa, Chordata, Mammalia, Carnivora, Felidae.